CAGUCGCGGAGACAGCAGAGAUGGCUUUUAAACUAUCAGCAAAGCCAGUUGAUGUGUUCAAGCUCUCUACAGAUCGUGGGAAGGCGAGUCUACAGCCUCAAAAAAGGCGUCAACAACAACAACAGUCAAAGUGCCUGUGCUGCGGCAAGACAGGACAUUGGAAGGAUCAGUGCACCUUGCGUUUUAAGUACUGUUCGGAAUGUGGCAGGAAGGGACACAUAUUUAGGCUAUGCCCCCUAAAGAAACCAAGCCUAAAAACGGUGGUUUGCUCUGAAGAAAAAGAAGAAGAUGUUUGUGAAACGAAUAAUCUAGAAGACAUGUACCAAACACUUAAUUUGGGAUGAAAAACAAUAGAAGAAGUAAAUUCAAGAUUAAAAUCUGUAUUGCAACGCUUCACAGAGGCAGAGUUAAAAUUAAAAAUAUCAAAGUGCAAGUUUUUUGAAGAACACCUAACAGUAUUUGGAUAUCAUGUGUCAGGUGAAGGGAUCAGCGUAAUUAAAGAAAAUAUAGAGCCUUUAUUGAAAGCACCCCAACCCGAAAAUAUAAAAAUGUUACGUUCCUUUUUAGGAAAAGUAAAUUAUUAUAAUAGAUUUUUAAAAGAUAUGGCCACAAUACUACAGCCUUUGUAUAAUUGCCUUAGGAAUGAAAACUUUUGUUGGACCCCUGAAUGUAAUAACGCCUUCUUAAAAAUAAAAGGAGCUUUAACAAAAACAGCCACUUUAUCUCAUUACAGCAAUGAACUGCCGAUAAUUUUAAGCUGUGAUGCCUCAGACUGUGGGGUGGCCGCUGUUCUUUCUGUGAAAUCUGAGGAUGGUGUAGUGAAACCAGUAGCCUAUGCCAGUAAAAAAUUGAGUGAUACUCAAAUAAAGUAUCCAACUAUAGAAAAGGAAGCAUAUGCUAUAAUCUUUGGAAUAACUAAAUUUUAUGAAUAUUUGUUUGGACGGACAUUCGAGUUACAAACCGAUAAUGCGGCUCUAGUUACUAUAUUUGGCCCUAAAAAAGGUAUACCAAAAAUGGCAUGUAAAAGAUUACAGCACUGGGCUAUAUUCUUGUCAGGGUUUAACUACACUAUCCAACAUAUAAAAACAGAUUGCAACCCCGCAGACUAUUUGUCUCGCAACCCCACGCCAGACAAUAGUACUUUUAGCCAUCCAAUAUUAGACAGUAGUGAAUUAAGUGUGUUAAAAUUCUUGUCAUUAUCAAAUUUUGAAAAUGUAAAUUGGAAAAUGGUGGAACAAGAAACAAAAAAAUGUACUACCCUAUCAACUGUAAUGAGAUAUUGUACUGAUGGUUGGCCUGAUAAAGCAAUGUUAAAUGAAGAAUUAAAAUCUUUUUAUGAAAAACAAAAUGAAAUAAGUAUUGACCAGGGUUGCUUACUAUGGGGCACACGAGUCAUAAUUCCAAAAAGUCUACAGAAUCUAGUAAUGAACGAAUUACAUGCAAGCCAUUUUGGAAUAAAUAGAAUGAAACAAAUCGCUAGGUCAUAUUUUUGGUGGAUAACUAUAGAUAAGGAUAUCACAGAUAUAACAAAUGCAUGCAUGAUUUGUUUAGAAAACAGAAAGGCCCCCGAAAAGGUACCCCUAACGCCCUGGCCACCGGCCCAUACAGUUUGGGAGCGUUUACAUGCGGAUUUUCUUGGACCUUUCUGUGGUAAGAUGUUUUUAGUGGUGAUAGAUAGUUUUUCAAAGUGGCCAGAAGCAUAUGUGAUGUCUAAUAUAAAGGCUACUAAUACACUAAAAGUUUUUAAGUCACUAUUUGCUCGGUAUGGUUACCCGCUCCAUUUGGUGGUGGAUAAUGGGACAACGUGGACGAGUUCUGAAUUUCAAGAUUAUUUUAAAAGUAAAAAUAUAAAAAUAAGUUACACCCCACCUUAUUAUCCCGCAACGAAUGGAGCCGCCGAACGUUUUGUACAAACCUUUAAAAGCCAUGUAAAAAAAAUUAUAGCCAGUGGCAAGCCACUGGAAGACGCCAUAAAUUUAUUUUUAGUCGAUUAUCGAACAAGUGUAAAUAGAGCCACUGGUGUCAGCCCCUCGAAAUUAAUGUAUCAGCGGGAGUUGAGAACUAGAUUUUCUUUACUUAGACCACAGCCAGUAAGUGCUAGGUUGCAAAUCAAUAAUGAAAAAUUAGUAGAGUUCAGUAAGGGAAAUCGAAACGUGACUUUUGAUGUGGGGAUGAAAGUCAUGGUCAGAGAUUAUAGAGAUAAAAAACGAAAGUGGAUUGCGGGAGAGAUCAAGGAGUGUCUGACACCAGGGGCUACAUAUUUGGUAAAUGUGGAGGGGAGAGACAUAAAACGCCAUGUUAACCAAAUGUUAGCUAUAAGUAAUUAG
This is a messenger RNA of Cydia strobilella, 2327 nucleotides long. RefSeq lists its product as uncharacterized. The record is from RefSeq and is a predicted model, not a curated record. The transcript is spliced from 2 exons. Gene Ontology annotation, biological process: DNA integration. The coding region runs from base 549 to 2327 and encodes 592 amino acids. Gene Ontology annotation, molecular function: nucleic acid binding. Lineage: Eukaryota; Metazoa; Arthropoda; Insecta; Lepidoptera; Tortricidae.